Molecule: messenger RNA, 2118 nt
Organism: Cyprinus carpio (common carp)
Lineage: Eukaryota; Metazoa; Chordata; Actinopteri; Cypriniformes; Cyprinidae
Exons: 13
Coding region: 292-1656 (454 amino acids)
Source: RefSeq, a predicted model, not a curated record
AUUGGAGACACGAACCGUUUCAAGCUAUUUAGUUCGAUUUGGUGAACUCGUUCAACUGGUUCACUAAGAAGAACCGGUUAAAUCGAACGAUUCGUUCGCGAAUCGGACAUCACUAUUCUGAACAUAACAGGAUACUGUGUAAAGUAAAGGUUCAUAUACAUGUUGCAGUGCACACGGCUGUGAGUGUGGUGUAGUGACUACAUUCAUCUUCAUAAAAAGACUGUGGGCUGAUGUGUUACUUCCUAAUUCACCCAUUGUGUGAGUCUCGUCUCUUCUCUCACUCUCACUGUAAUGGAGUUGUUCAUCUUCAUAGUGUUUCAGCUCCUGAUGGAGGUUCAGUCUUACAAAUCUCCUACUGUAAAAGUAUCUCCAGAUGUCAUAAGAGAGUCCAGCUCAGUGAAGAUCAGCUGUGAGACUCCAGCAGAUGUUAGAGUGAAUCAGUGUUAUUUCUACACAAACAGAGAACAGAAGAACAUAAAAGUCACUUCAUCAUGUGAGCUCGAGCUCACUGGUGCUGAAGUGCUCAGAUGGGCAGGUGUAAAAUCACCUGAAUCAAUCUACAUUAACUGUUACUACACAAUAAAUGAACAAGGCAUCAAUAAACCAUCAUCUAAAUCUCCUCCAGCCACAGUGACGGUUCUUGAUUCACUUCCGAAACCCAUCAUCAGUGUUAGUGACGACCAGCUCUUCAUAUCAUGUGAAAUACCACUUUCAGUCAGAGCUGAUUUCAACUGUAGUCUCUACACUGAGGAUGAUGUUCUUCUGUAUCAACGUGUCUCUCUGUGGAAUCAGUCUGGAAAGAAUCGUUGUAUGUUUUCUGUAAGUCGUAGUGAACUCUUCCCACGAUCAGUGAACAGCAGACAGCUGAUCUGUGUUUAUUUACUCAAGACUGAACCUGAGAUCAGAUCACCACGCAGUGACACAAUCACCAUCAGAGAUCUUCCUCAGGCCAAGUUGAGAGCGUCUGCUUCAGUUAUUCUGGAAACAGACACAUUUGAGCUGAGCUGUGAGAAUACUGAAGAUCUGAAGAUGGAGAAGUGUUUCUUCAACAUAAAUGGAAGAGAAAGUAACUCAAAACAGAGCUCAUCAUGUCAGCUCUCACUCACUGGAUCUCAGAUCAGUGUUUGGUCUGGAAGUCAGAGUUCAUCUAUGAGAAUAAGCUGCUUCUACACUGUGACUUUGUCACAAGUUCAAAAACCAUCUGCUCACUCUGAUCCAGUGACAGUAACAGUCCAGAUUUCAACAUCAGCCAUUGAACAUACGAGUACAACAGCCAUGACAACCUCUUUAACUGUAAUGUCCACUUCUGAAACCACAACAUACGUAGACCAUCAUUCCAAGACAAACAUUCCAACCAACACAGCAAAGGAAAAAAUGUUUUCAACAUCAAUAUACCCUCAAAAAACUUCACAACUGGACACUGUCAUUUCCUCAUCUGAAACCCCAGUGUACCACACAACAGUGGUUCAUACUAAAGGUCCACCCUCAACAACAUACAAAGAUCUAUGGUUUAUAUUGCUGGUUUUCACUGGUGUUGCUGUCAUUUUGUCUGGACUCAUGGGACUCAUCUGUCUCUGCCGGUUUGCAAGUAAGUAUUUCAAUGUCAAUUUAUUUAUAAAACAACAGAUAGUCAGCCAAAGUGAUGUACAGGAAUAAAAACUGAAUACAUAAUACUGAUUCUCAUUGUUUUCUAGGUAAACAAAGAACAAAACGGUAAGUUUUAUAUUCAUUCAAUUUAGUAGUAGGCCUAUAUGUUUGUUAGUAGUCUAUAUUGUAGUCCAGGAGCUGUAUGUGUAAAUGUUUAACUUCUUAUUUGAUAUAUGCAUGUAUGAAAAAUCUAUAAAACCUGAUGUGCCCAGUCAAGGAAUUGGUAUGAGCUGUUCUGGACCUGCAGAGGCAUAUUCUCUGGUCACUUCUGUACCAGCCACAUCUCAGCCCUUGUCUGAAGAUGUCCUGGUCAAUAAACAACAGAAACAGGGAAAUACAGAGGAAAAUGAGAAUGUUUAUCACCUGUACUCCACAAUCCCUGACAAACCAGUUCACUCACAUGCAGAAGAUCACAUUUACAGUUUGGUGAACAUGCACUGAUGAAUCUCAUGUCUGUGAUUAUUAUGUACA